Lycium barbarum (goji berry) is the source of this 2167-nucleotide messenger RNA. Its product is annotated as protein trichome birefringence-like 16. Gene Ontology annotation, molecular function: acetyltransferase activity. Gene Ontology annotation, cellular component: Golgi apparatus. The coding region runs from base 315 to 1793 and encodes 492 amino acids. NCBI's taxonomy places the organism in Eukaryota, Viridiplantae, Streptophyta, Magnoliopsida, Solanales, Solanaceae. The transcript has 7 exons. Gene Ontology annotation, biological process: xyloglucan metabolic process; plant-type secondary cell wall biogenesis; xylan biosynthetic process. The record is from RefSeq and is a predicted model, not a curated record.
UCCAUUACCAUCACUGUCACAGUUCUUCCUUAUCACCUUACUUAACAGUUAUACAUUUUUAUUUUUUUUGGCUUAAACCCAAAUUCAUCAUUAUUACAUGAUUUAAUUCUCCCACAUAAAUCCUACCUUUUUUUCCAGGUUCAAUUUCAUCCAACUUUAGGGUACAGGAUUUUCAAUUUAAGCACCUUAUCAGUCCCGAUCUGCUCUGAAUAAAAUUGUUGCUAUAGUUCCUUCAUGUUGAUGUUAAUCUGAAGCAAGCACAAUGUCCAUUGUGGUGGAAUGAGUUUGAGACAAAACAUCCAUAGGCUUCAAGAAUGAAGGGAGGUUUGAAGGUGUCACAAAUCUCUCUCAUUCUUAUCGGAAUCGUAUGUGCUACUGUUCUUCUUUUGGCAUAUGUGAAAAGUCUAUUUCUUUCUUCUCCAGUACUACCUCAGAAGCAUGUCUUGCAGCUUUCUCCAGAUCUUAGGGUUAAUGAUGAAGAAGCUUUGGGAGAAGGAGGCAGAUCGGGGCAAUCAGAAGAAACUGUCAACUUUGAAUCUGAAAAAUAUUCUACUUAUGCAAACUCUUCAUCAGUGAUUAAGGGGACUGAAGAAUUGAUUACUCAUGAAGAAAUAGGAGGUAUUGCUCCCAACUUUACUGAAAAAGGAGAUCUAAAAGAUGUUCCUGACCAAAAAAGUGGUUUAAUAGAGCAGCAAACUGAUGUUUCCACUUCUGUGAGUUCUGGAGAUGAACAUAGUGAAAAUUUGACAAUCACUCAGGAAAGACAAGAUUGUAACUUUUAUAAAGGCAGAUGGGUCAUAGAUGAUAGCCGACCUCUGUAUUCUGGAUUUGGUUGCAAGCAGUGGUUGUCAUCUAUGUGGGCUUGCCGCUUGACACAACGUACAGAUUUUGAAUAUGAAAAGUUACGUUGGCGACCCAAAAAUUGUGAGAUGGAAGAGUUUACAGGUGUUAAAUUUCUGAAAAGGAUGCAAAACAAAACUCUGGCUUUCAUUGGGGAUUCUCUUGGUAGACAACAAUUUCAAUCACUUAUGUGUAUGAUUACUGGUGGAGAAGAUAGACCUGAUGUUCUUGAUGUGGGGCAUGAAUAUGGUCUUGUGCAAUCUCGUGGUUCUGCACGACCUGAUGGAUGGGCUUAUCGACUUCCAGAAACCAACACAACUAUUCUUUACUAUUGGUCUGCUAGUCUGUGUGACUUGACACCCAUAAAUCCAUCAGACCCUGCUACUGAUUACGCCAUGCACCUGGACCGUCCUCCAUAUUUUUUGAGUCAUUUCCUUCCAAGGUUCGAUGUUGUUGUUCUAAACACAGGACACCACUGGAAUAGAGGAAAGCUUAAGGCCAACAGGUGGGUCAUGUACGUGGGCGGUGUUCCUAAUAGAAACAGAAAGAUUGCUACUAUCGGUGGUGCCAAGAAUUUCACAAUUCACAGUAUAGUUAAUUGGGUGAACUCACAGCUGCCAAAAUAUCCUCAUGUAAAAGCAUUCUAUCGGUCUAUAUCGCCCAGACACUUCUUUAAUGGAGAUUGGAACACUGGAGGGACUUGUGACAACACUACUCCACUUUCCGAGGGGAAAGAAGUGAUACAAGAUGAAUCAAGUGACUAUGAUGCAGCACGGGCUGUAAGAGGAACAGCCGUUAAGCUUUUGGACAUCACUGCUUUAUCCCAGCUGAGAGAUGAGGGGCAUAUAUCUCGAUACAGCAUCAAAGCAACACCUGGAGUCCAGGAUUGUUUGCAUUGGUGCUUACCUGGUGUCCCAGAUACAUGGAAUGAAAUUCUUUUUGCUCAAAUAUGAUAUACCUAAACUCGCAAACGACUGUAUGUUGAAACUCGAACUUAUUCUCCAUCUGCCUUCGGAGAAUUGCGAGUUGCCAAAUGAUGCAAAUACUACAUGAAUAAUGUCCGGUGAGGCGAAUUCUUUGAUCCAUGGAGAUACUCCCAGAUGACAUAUACAUUAUUCUUAGACAAUUAAGAUGCUUCGGUAUUUUUUCUGACUGGACACAUACUACAGAGAUGAGAGAACUACAGCUGCUGCUCUACCAUAGUUUUUUUGGAUUUGAGGGUGGACAAGAGCUCUACCCUUGAUUUGUACACUGAAUUUAACAUGAGUUUUUGUACUCUUUACAAAAAUAUGAGAAAACUAUCCAGGGUUAUUUAUCUGGUGAUCAA